CCCCCCCCCCACCCCCCCGAGCAGCAGCCGCAUCGAUGGCCCCCAAGGCGGAGAAGAAGCCGGCGGCGAAGAAGCCCGCGGAGGAGGAGCCCGCGGCGGAGAAGGCGGAGAAGGCCCCGGCGGGGAAGAAGCCCAAGGCCGAGAAGCGGCUCCCCGCGGGCAAGUCCGCCGGCAAGGAGGGCGGCGAGGGCAAGAAGGGGAAGAAGAAGGCGAAGAAGUCGGUGGAGACCUACAAGAUCUACAUCUUCAAGGUGCUGAAGCAGGUGCACCCCGACAUCGGCAUCUCCUCCAAGGCCAUGUCCAUCAUGAACUCGUUCAUCAACGACAUCUUCGAGAAGCUCGCCGGCGAGGCCGCCAAGCUCGCGCGCUACAACAAGAAGCCCACCAUCACCUCCCGCGAGAUCCAGACCUCGGUGCGCCUCGUCCUCCCCGGCGAGCUCGCAAAGCACGCCGUCUCCGAGGGCACCAAGGCCGUCACCAAGUUCACCUCGUCGUAGAUGCUAGGCUUCCUUCCGCUCUGCUCGUGUGAAAGUGCUCCUCGUUGUAGUGAUGCUAGGGUGCUGGAUUUGGCUGGUAGGAUGGUGUAGUUAGGUGCUGGUGGUUCCUGAUAAUGUUUUUUCCUGUACGAAGUGAAUCAGUUAAUGUUAUCUGAUGCAAUAUUAAUGGUGCUUGUGUAACUCGUUU
Molecule: messenger RNA, 684 nt
Organism: Panicum hallii
Lineage: Eukaryota; Viridiplantae; Streptophyta; Magnoliopsida; Poales; Poaceae
Product: histone H2B.3
Exons: 1
Coding region: 36-497 (153 amino acids)
Biological process (GO): nucleosome assembly
Cellular component (GO): nucleosome
Molecular function (GO): protein heterodimerization activity; structural constituent of chromatin; DNA binding
Source: RefSeq, a predicted model, not a curated record